Molecule: messenger RNA, 5929 nt
Organism: Plectropomus leopardus (leopard coralgrouper)
Lineage: Eukaryota; Metazoa; Chordata; Actinopteri; Perciformes; Serranidae
Source: RefSeq, a predicted model, not a curated record
AGAGGAAGAAAAGGCAAAGGGGGAUGGGCUUGUUGCUUUCAUUUAAAGUAAAAAGAAAAAAUACAGAAGUGAAAAAUUUAGUAGACACCCUCAAAAAACACAGAGGUAGGAAUUAUUUAGAAAGACUCAGAAUAGAAAGUAGGUAAAGGAUUACAUGCAGUGAUGGCUCCUUGGACGAGGACCACCACGGAGCGGUAUGGUGUAGUUAAGUGGAAUUUUGUCGGCAAAGGAGAAAAGCAGCUUUCCCUCGAGGUAGGAGAUGCGGUCCAGAUCAUGGAGGUCUGUGAUGGAUGGUACAGAGGCUACUUGGUUAGGAACAAAGCCCAGAGGGGAGUGUUCCCUGCCAGUUUUGUCCAUCUUAAGGAGGUUGUCAUUGAAAAACGAGGAGGGGAGGAGGUAGUGAUGUCUGCAGAGAUGCCCUUGGUGAAGGAGGUGACCACCACAUUGAGGGAGUGGGGAAGCAUAUGGAAGCAGCUCUUUGUGGCCAAUAAAGAGGUGCGUGUGAAGCAGGUCCAGAGGCUGAUGUGGGAGCUGAUGGAGUGGCGUUCCCAGCUCCUGUCUGGCACUCUGCCCAGUGAUGAAUUCAAAGAGCUCAAGCAGAAAGUCACCUCUAAGAUUGACUAUGGCAACAAGAUCCUGGAGCUGGACCAGGUGGUUCGGGACGAGAAUGGGAACAUCUUGGACCCAGAACGGGCUAGUGUCAUCAGUCUGUUUCGGGCCCAUGAGGAGGCCACAGCCAAGAUCAAUGAGCGCAUCAAAGAGGAACAGUCCAACAUCCAGACAGACCACAGCGGGAUCUCGGCACGGAUCCAGUCUUCCCCAACCCACAGCCUCUACGUCUUCGUCAGGAACUUUGUCUGUCGCAUCGGAGAGGACUCAGAGCUCUUCAUGUCCCUCUAUGACCCCAUCAAGCAGACCAUCAUCAGUGAGAACUACUUGGUACGCUGGGGCAGCAAAGGAUUUCCCAAGGAGAUAGACAUGCUCAACAACCUGAAGGUUGUCUUUACAGACCUGGGGAACAAGGAUCUAUGCAGAGAGAAGAUAUAUCUGAUCUGUCAGAUAGUGAGAGUGGGCAGGAUGGACCUGAAAGAGACAAACAACAAGAAGUGUACUCAAGGCCUGAGGCGACCGUUUGGGGUUGCAGUGAUGGACAUCAGUGAUCUCAUCAAAGGGAAGAUCGAAUGUGAUGAGGAGAAGCAGUUUUUCAUCCCCUUCUUCCCGGUAGUUGCUGAGAAUGACUUUCUCCACUCCUUGCUGAACAAAGUGACAGCAUUGCGAGGAGACAGCGGUGGACAAGGUCUGUGGGUGACCAUGAAGGCUCUGGUGGGAGACAUAGUUCAGAUCCGGAAGGAAUACCCUCACCUUGUGGACCGAAGCACCGUGGUGGCCCGUAAGCUGGGCUUCCCCGAGAUCAUCAUGCCCGGAGAUGUUCGCAAUGACAUCUACCUCACCUUACAGGGCGGCGACUUUGAUAAAUACAACAAGACGACACAGAAGAACGUGGAGGUUAUCAUGUGGGUCUGUGAUGAAGAGGGCAAGGUCAUACAGAACUCCAUCUGUCUGGGAGCAGGGGAUAAGGCGGUCAGUGAGUACAGAUCUGUCAUCUACUACCAAAUCAAACAACCACGCUGGAUGGAGACAAUUAAGGUGGCGGUCCCUCUGGAGGAAAUGCACAGAAUUCAUUUACGCUUCAUGUUCAGACACCGCUCUUCCCAGGAGUCCAAGGACAAGAGUGAGAAGAACUUUGCCAUGGCCUUUGUGCGUCUGAUGAAGGACGACGGGACAGUUCUUCAAGACGGACUGCAUGACCUUGUUGUCUUCAAGGGUGACAGCAAGCGUAUGGAAGAUGUGAACUGCUACUUGUCGUUGCCCUCGACCCGCCACCACCACGGCGAGCUCCAUAAGGGGACAUCACUGAGUCGCAGCUCCAGCAACGUGUCAGGGAGUGGAGGCCUGUCAGUCAGCUCCAGAGACAGCUUCAGCAUCUCCACCCUGGUCUGCUCCACCAAACUCACCCAGAAUGUGGGCCUGCUGGGGCUGCUCAAGUGGAGGACUCGACCUGAACUCCUCAAAGAAAACCUGGAAAAGCUUAAAAUCAUUGAUGGAGAGGAGGUGGUCAAGUUUCUGCAGGACACUCUGGAUGCCUUGUUCAACAUCAUGAUGGAACACUCUCAGACAGACGACUACGACAUCCUCGUGUUUGAUGCCUUGAUAUACAUCAUAGGUCUGAUUGCUGACAGAAAGUUCCAGCACUUCAACACAGUACUGGAGGCCUACAUCAAGCAGCAUUUCAGCGCUACACUGGCCUACAAAAAGCUGAUGUCAGUGUUAAAGAGGUAUCUGGAUGUGUCCAGCCGAGGGGAACAGUGUGAGCCCAUCCUCCGAACCCUCAAAGCCCUCGAGUACAUCUUCAAGUUCAUCGUCCGCUCGCGCAUGCUCUACUCCCACCAACGACUUCAACUUACUCUGCAUCUAGAGAUUUCAGAAAUUUCUCCUCCUGUUGUACGAGGGGGAAAAGAGCAGGCGGAGUUUGAGGAGUCACUGAGGAGGCUGUUUGAGUCCAUCAACAGCCUGAUGAGAACAGACUACACCACCACUCUGCUGCUCCAGGUUGCUGCGCUGAAGUACCUGCCAACAGUCCUGCAUGAUGUUGAGAAAGUGUUUGAUGCCAAACUCCUCAGUGAGUUGCUGCAUGACUUUUACUCCUGUAUCCCCCCUGAGAAACUCCAGAAACAGAAGGUUGCCUCCAUGACGGAAAUCGUCAGCAGCCAACUCUUCCAGAGACAAGAGUGCCGUGAUGUGUUGUUGCCCAUGAUGCUGCGGGAGCUGAGCGGGGCGCUGGCCAGUAUGGCUGAUGGGCCUCAUGAUGAGAGGAGGAAUAGUCUGGAGCUACUGAACAACAUUCUCGAGGUCCUCAGCAGGGAUAAUGUGGGAAAGACAUUUCAACAUAUCCAGGACAUCGUGGUUUCUCUUCUGAGGAUCAUCAACCAGACGGUCAUCACGAUGGGUCGAGAGCAUGCCCUUAUUUCCAGAGUGGUCGCCUGCAUGACAGCUAUCCUGAGUCAGAUGGAUGAUCGACACUAUGAAACGUACAUAGAAACCUUCAGCGGAACCUCUGAUCUAGUGGACUUUCUGAUGGAGUCCUUCCUGCUUUUCAAGGACCUGAUUGGGAAACAUGUAUACCCCUCUGACUGGAUGGCCAUGAUCAUGGUACAGAACAGAGUGUUCCUGAGAGCCAUCAAUACCUACGCAGACACGAUGAACCAAAAGUUCCUCAAUAACGACGACUUUGAAGUGCAGUUGUGGAAUAACUACUUCCACUUGGCGGUGGCAUUUAUUACCCAGGAGUCUCUGCAGCUUCAGCAUUUCUCCCCAACCAAGAGGAACAAGAUUCUGGCCAAAUACGGAGAUAUGAGAAGACUCAUUGGCUUUGCUAUACGUGACAUCUGGUACAAACUAGGCAGUCAUAAGAUCUGUUUCAUCCCUGGCAUGGUGGGUCCCAUCCUGGAGAUGACUUUGAUCCCAGAAGAAGAGCUGAGAAGGGCCACCAUCCCUAUCUUCUUCGACAUGAUCAGCUGCGAGCAUGCACACUCUGGAAACUUCCACAAGUUUGAGAAUGAGAUCAUUCUGAAGUUGGACCAUGAGGUGGAGGGUGGAGGAGGAGACGAGCGCUACAUGCAGCUGCUGGAGACCACCCUACUGGACUGUGCUGCAGAGAAAUCCACGCUGAGGCUGCAGGUGCAGCACUUUGUCGCCUUGGUGAAGGGACUCCUCAUUCGUCUCCUUGACUACCGCACCGUGAUGAGCGAUGACAGCCGCAACAACCGCAUGAGCUGCACUGUCAACCUUCUGAACUUUUACAAGGACAUCAAUCGUGAAGGGAUGUAUAUCAGGUACCUUUACAAGUUGAGGGACCUUCAUCUGGAGGGUGAGAACUACACCGAGGCGGCGUACACACUGCUGCUCCAUUCUCGCCUCCUCAAGUGGUUAGACGAGACAUGCAGCCCCCAGUUUGAGUCCCAUGGCUCCCAAACCCAGCGGCAGCUCAAAGAAACGCUCUACGACACCAUCAUUGACUACUUUGACAAGGGCAAGAUGUGGGAAGAGGCCAUCACUCUGUGUAAGGAACUAGCUGAUCAGUACGAAAACGAGAUCUUUGACUACGAGUUACUCAGCAAGAGACUGGAGAAACAGGCCAAGUUCUAUGAAAACAUUAUGAAGAUCUUGAGGCCAAAGCCGGACUACUUUGCAGUGGGCUACUACGGACAGGGCUACCCUCCGUUCCUCAGGAACAAGGUGUUCAUCCACCGUGGCAAAGAGUAUGAGCGCAGAGAGGACUUUCAGAACCAGCUGAUGAGCCAGUUCCCCAGCGCUGUGCGCCUCAACAUCACCACCAUGCCAGGAGACGACAUCAGGAACUCUCCGCUGCAGUACAUCCAGUGUUUCACAGUGCAGCCAGUCCUCGAGAUUCCUCCGCGCCUGAAGAACAAACCCGUCCCUGACCAGAUUAUCAACUUCUACAAGUCCAACUACGUGCAGCGUUUUCACUAUUCCAGACCUGUGAGGAAAGGACCUGUGGACCCAAACAAUGAGUUUGCUUCCAUGUGGAUUGAACGUACAACCUUCACCACUGUGUACAAGCUGCCUGGGAUCCUGCGCUGGUUUGAGGCGACUGACAUGAAACAUACCACCUUGUCUCCUUUGGAGAACGCCAUAGAGACCAUGGAGUCCACCAAUGAGAAGAUCCUGACCAUGAUUAACCAAUACCAGGCAGAUUGGACCCUUCCCAUCAACCCCCUCUCCAUGCUGCUCAACGGCAUUGUGGACCCAGCCGUCAUGGGCGGCUUUGCCAAAUAUGAAAAGGCAUUCUUUACCGAAGAGUACACUCUGCAGCACCCAGAGGACAGAGAUAAACUGGCGCGCCUCAAAGACCUCAUUGCAUGGCAGAUCCCAUUACUGGGUGGAGGAAUCUCUCUUCACGGGAAGAGAGUGACGGAUGACCUGCGUCCUUUCCACGAGCGCAUGGAGGAGUGUUUCAAACAGCUGAAGAAGAAAGUGGAGAAGGAGUAUGGAGUGAAAGAGUUGCCGGAUUUGGAUGAGAGGAAGUCCACUCGUCCUCGCUCUAUGCUGCGCUCCAUUCGUCAGUCCAUCAUCUCGAUCUCCUCGUUGCAGGGAUCUGAGUGUGGGACGCCAACCAAGGCCCAUGCAGACAGGGACUUCCCCCCUGAGUCGCCCACCUCCUGGAACUCCACACUGCCGCGCUCCAGUGGCAGCGUGAGUGCGAGUACAGUGGAGGCGGUGGUGACGGUGGGGGACGCAGAGGUCAAACUGAGGAAGAGCAAGAAGAAGAAGAAGAGGAGCAGCAUGAUCUUCAUCACAGAGGAAAGAGAAAGGACGAAUACGCUCGACUGCAAACGGCUGUCCAAGAAGCAGGAGUUCCGCAGUGACACCAACUUGUCUGAGCCGAAUGAUGAAAAUGUGUUGCUGACAAAUGCCAACUCCAGAUCCCUGCCUGCCAUCACAGGUCUGUCCUUGGUCGUGGUGGGGGGAGCAGAGGAGGUGGACUCCGUCAGAGCCAGAAGGGACAGUAAGAGCAUGUCUGCCUGUUUGACCUCUGACCGAACAGCGGACAGACGCUCAAAGGGCGUCAUUAACCUCCUCUUCAAGUCCAAGAGCUCCAAAUCAGACGACGUGAAGCCCAGUGAUUCAGCCAAAGGCAGUGACAAUCAUUUCUGAAGUCCUUCAUUUAAUUUCCCGUCUCCUUCAGUUAUCUUUAUGCAUUUGUUUUACAAAGAAGUUCACAUAAACCUGCAAGCAAAACCAAAUUAUGCCCCGACUCACUCAGCCAGUCUGCCUGCCAGUCUCAGCAUUGCUGUUGCCUUAAUAUAAUUGAUUUUACCUGUCAAUAAAGACUAUUUUUGUGGCGUGA